AUGGCAAACCACAACGGUGUGAUUGUCGGCAUGGAUCUGAGAAGCAACGAGAACAACCGGGCUCAUCGCACCCGGGAGAUGGACCGGGAGCGCUUGAUCGUGCGCAGGGGGCAGCCCUUCUCCAUCAGCCUGCAGAUGUCUGACACCCUGCCGCCCAAACACCAGCUGGCUGUGGUGCUGCACCUGGGAGCGCGGGACGAGGUGGUGGUCAAGGUGCAGGCGGGGCGCGGGGCCGGGGACCGGUGGUGGUUCAGCCAGCAGGCGGUGCAAAGCGAGAUGCUGCUGACUCUGCACAGCCCAGCCGACGCUCUCAUUGGCCAGUACCGCCUGGCCGUGUUGAUGAUGUCACCGGACGGUCGCAUCCUGCAGAAGACAGGCCUGCACAUGUUCUACCUGCUCUUUAACCCGUGGUGCAGAGAUGAUGCUGUGUACCUCCCUGAUGAGAGCCUGCUGCAGGAGUACAUUAUGAAUGAGGAUGGGAUCAUCUACAGAGGAAGCUGGGAUGAAAUUGUCAGUCUGCCCUGGAAUUUUGGACAGUUCGAGGACCAUGUGGUGGACAUCUGUUUCGAGAUCCUGGACAACUCCAGAGCCGCUCUGAGGAACUCGGAGAUGGACACCAAGAGCAGAUCGGACCCCGUCUACGUCAGCAGGACGGUCUCAGCCAUGGUGAACUCUAACGACGACCGGGGCGUGCUCUCCGGCCGCUGGGUGGAGCCAUACUCAGACGGGGUGGCGCCAUACCGGUGGACCGGCAGCGUGCCCAUCCUGAGGAGGUGGAGCGAGUCGGGCGCCAGGGCGGUGAAGUACGGCCAGUGCUGGGUGUUCGCCGGCGUGGCCUGCACAGUGCUGCGCUGCCUGGGAAUCCCAACUCGCUGCAUCACAAACUUCUCUUCGGCUCACGACGUGGACGGGAACCUGUCCCUGGACGUCCUGAUCAACGAGAAACUGGAGAACAUGACGGGAAGUGGAGACAGCAGCUGGAACUACCACUGUUGGGUGGAGUCGUGGAUGAGGAGGGACGAUCUGGCAGCAGGAUACGACGGCUGGCAGGCUUUGGACCCGACUCCUCAGGAGCGGAGCGAUGGUGUGUACCGCUGCGGCCCGUGUCCCAUCAAGGCCAUCAAGGAGGGCGAGCUGGGAGUGAAGUAUGACGCUCCUUUUAUAUUCGCUGAGGUCAAUGCUGACAUCAUCCACUGGAUCGUCCAAUCAGACGGCCGGAAGCGGCAGUUCAGAGUGGACCAGAACAGCGUGGGGAGGAACAUCAGCACCAAGAGUGUUUACGGGAACUUCAGAGAAGAUGUCACUCUGCAGUACAAAUACCCUGAAGGCUCACAGAAGGAGAGAGCGAUCUUUGAGAAGGCGGGGCGUCGGGUCACACAUCCGACCAAUGGGGAGGCAGAACCAGAGAAACUGCAGCUGUCCAUCAGGCACGCCCAGCCCGUGUUCGGGACAGACUUUGACGUAAUCGUUGAGGUGAAGAACGACGGGGAGCAGGACGCCACCGCUCAGCUCACCGUGCUGUGCCUGGCCGUGACGUACAACUCUCUGCACCGGGGCGAGUGUCAGCGCAGGACGACCAGCAUCACCGUGCCGGCUCACAAAGCCCACAGGGAGGUGCUGCGCCUGCGUUACGAGCAGUACGCCGCCUGCGUCUCGGAGCAUCAUGUGAUCAGGGUGCUGGCCCUGGCGGAGUCGGCGCGGCACAACGAGCCGGUCCUGGAGUCGACCAACAUCGAACUGAGCGUGCCUGAACUCCACAUCAGGAUCUCUGGCAAGGCUUUCCUACAUGAGGAGGUGACGGGCGUCGUCUCCUUCACCAACCCUCUGCCGGUCCAGCUGAGAGGCGGCGUGUUCACUGUGGAGGGAGCCGGCCUGCUGCCCGCCACCGAGAUCCCUGUCCCUGGUGUCCUGAAUCCAGGUGAGGAGGUUGCCGUCAGGUUCUCCAUCAAGCCCAGUCGCACCGGGCUGAGGAGGCUCCUGAUCGACUUUGACUCCGACAAGCUGAAGGACGUGAAGGGAGUGGCCACCGUGCUUGUCCACAAGAGGUCGCGCCUCUCCACGAUGGGUAUUUUUGGUGCGAUACCUCUGAAUUGACCAGUUAACUGAUGUUUGAUGAUGUGAUUUUCUCUUGCUGUGAAGGAAUGCGAACA
This is a messenger RNA of Myripristis murdjan (pinecone soldierfish), 2150 nucleotides long. RefSeq names its product transglutaminase 2, like (gene tgm2l). The transcript has 15 exons. Gene Ontology annotation, cellular component: mitochondrion. Gene Ontology annotation, molecular function: protein-glutamine gamma-glutamyltransferase activity. NCBI's taxonomy places the organism in Eukaryota, Metazoa, Chordata, Actinopteri, Holocentriformes, Holocentridae. Gene Ontology annotation, biological process: peptide cross-linking. The coding region runs from base 1 to 2094 and encodes 697 amino acids. The record is from RefSeq and is a predicted model, not a curated record.